AUGAAUUUGGCUGAGGCCUUUGAUGCAGCCGUGGAGGAAGUAAAUGCCUUAACGCCAGAGCUGCAACUGGAAGCCAUCAAGCACUAUGUGACUAUAGAUGAUAGCAUAGUGCUGCAGGAUCUAUCCUGUGACUUGAUUGGAAAUGGUGUCGUAGCUAUUUUCGGACCAAGUUCAAAGACAACCAGCGAUAUCGUUGAGGUUCUGUGCAACAUGACGGGAAUUCCGCAUCUGCAAUUCGACUGGCAUCCACAGCAAUCCAUGCGAGAACGCCUCAAUCAUCAGUUGAGCAUCAACGUUGCGCCCUCAGAGCUAAUCAUAUCGACGGCUCUCGCGGAUAUACUGCGCAGCAAGGACUUUGACUGGAAAUCAUUUACGAUUGCCUAUGAAAGAGAGACGCAUCUCGCACGAUUGCAGCACAUUUUUGCCUGGAAGCAGCUGCAUAAGACUGGCAUUAAGCUUCAGGAGUUUCAGCGUGGCGAUGACUAUCGCAUACUUUGGAAACGCAUCAGCAAUGCGCGUGAGAAGUUCGUGCUGCUCGACUGCCCGUCCGAUAUAUUGGUGGAGGUGAUCAAUGCCUCGAUCGGUUUCAAUAUGACGGGCUCCUUAAAUAAUCUUUUUCUUACCGAUUUGAAUACGCACAUCAGCCGCAUUGAUCAGUUUUAUUCACGAGAUUUCUCAGUCGCCGUUGCAGCUGUUAGAAUUCGUUCCUAUAUCCCGCCACCUAUUCAUGAUGAGACUGAUGUUUUUGAUCAUGAGGUCGACGAUCGGUUCGCCUCGUUGAGCGCUCAGCUUGUCUAUGAUGCCGUAGUUCUGCUCUACAAUGCUGUACUCCAAUUGAGCCAGAAGCCUGGUUUCUAUACGCCACAGUUUAGCUGUGGGCGUGGCUUUUGGCAGCCCGGCCCGCUCUUAGUGCAGCAGAUGAAAGAGCUCACACCGAAGCAAAUCAAGCCGCCCUAUAAAACGCAGCGAUUGCAGCUGACGGAAGAUGGGCAGCGCGAGGACUUCAACUUGGAGGUCUAUAAUCCGAUCAUUGAUCGCGUAACGCACAUCUGGAACAAGGAUUUUCAGCUGGUAGAUUUCGAUAAGAUCAGAGAGAAUUCGACGCAGGCCCUAAAGCAGCGACGUCUGGAGAACAAAGAGGAUUUCUCACGUAAGCCCGUUGUAUAUACAGUGGCUACUCGCGUGGGCAAACCCUAUUUUAGCUGGCGUAAGGAGCCGGAAGGCGUGCACUUCGAGGGCAAUGAGCGUUUCGAGGGCUAUGCGGUCGACCUGAUCUACGAGCUGGCGAGGGAAUGCAAAUUUGAUUUCGUUUUCGAGCCGGUGAGGGAUAACAAAUAUGGCAGCUACGAUGCAGCCACUGAUGAAUGGGACGGCAUAAUCAGGCAGCUAAUUGACAAUAAUGCACAGAUUGGCAUCUGUGAUUUGACCAUAACUCAGGCCCGUCGCUCGGUUGUGGACUUUACGGUGCCAUUCAUGCAGCUGGGCAUUAGCAUUUUGUCUUAUAAGCAGCCCCCGGCACAGGCCGAUAUUUAUGGAUUUCUCAAUCCCUACGGUGUGGACGUUUGGCUCUACGUCAUGGUGGCCAUGCUCAUUACUGCGAUGGCAUUGAUAUUAGCCGGUCGCAUGGAUCCAUACGAAUGGGAGCCAUCUGUCAUAAAUGAGCAGCGUGAGGAAGUGCGCGAAAACACCUGGCACUUACACAAUACCAUGUGGCUGGUCUUGGGCUCCAUACUCAAUCAGGGCUGCGAUCUGUUGCCCAGGGGUCUUCCGAUGCGUCUUCUAACUGCCUUUUGGUGGAUCUUUGCGCUGCUCAUCUCGCAAACUUACAUUGCCAGUUUGGCUGCCUUCAUUACGUCCUCAAAGAUGACGGGAAAUAUAGCCUCAUUGCAUGAUCUGAUUGAUCAGAAUAAAGUACAGUUUGGUACGAUACGCGGCGGCGCGACAUCAGUUUAUUUCUCAGAAUCGAACGACACCGAAAAUCGUAUGGCCUGGAACAAGAUGUUGUCCGUGAAGCCGGAUGCCUUCACCAAGAACAAUGAGGAGGGCGUGGAUCGUGUGAAGGUGAGUCGUGGCACUUACGCUUUCCUCAUGGAGACCACCAAUCUGCAGUACUACGUGCAACGCAACUGUGAGCUGACCCAGAUAGGCGAGAGCUUCGGAGAGAAGCACUACGGCAUUGCGGUACCUUUGAAUGCCCACUUUCGAUCAAAUCUUAGUGUGGGCAUAUUAAAGCUCAGCGAGCGGGGUGUACUCUAUAAUCUAAAGAGCAAGUGGUUCAAUAAUAAUGAAACCAUGUGUGACGUCAGCGGCUCGGUCAAUGAUGAUGGCCAGUUCGAUAUGGAUGCUGUGGGCGGUCUCUUUGUGGUGCUCAUUGUGGGCGUCUUCUUUUCCUUUGUCAUCGGCAUCAUGGAGUUCCUCUGGCACGUGCAUCGCAUUGCGCUCAAGGAAAGGGUAAAGCCCAUGGUGGCAUUGAAGGGCGAGUUGAACUUUAUCAUGCGCGUCUGGCUGAAGCGUAAGCCGUUGCGCACUUAUCGCGAGAGUCGCGACUCCACUUCCACGGGCUACUCAUCGCUCGGCCAAAUGUCCAGCACAACCAGUGUGAAAAAGAAGAAAAAGUCGAAGAAGAGAUCGGAGUAGAGAGCACUGAACGCUUGCAACAUUCAU
Messenger RNA from Drosophila hydei, 2664 nucleotides. It is a transcript of the gene GluRIIB, whose product is annotated as glutamate receptor ionotropic, kainate 2. Gene Ontology annotation, cellular component: plasma membrane; postsynaptic membrane. The transcript has 12 exons. NCBI's taxonomy places the organism in Eukaryota, Metazoa, Arthropoda, Insecta, Diptera, Drosophilidae. Gene Ontology annotation, molecular function: glutamate-gated receptor activity; transmitter-gated monoatomic ion channel activity involved in regulation of postsynaptic membrane potential. The record is from RefSeq and is a predicted model, not a curated record. The coding region runs from base 1 to 2637 and encodes 878 amino acids. Gene Ontology annotation, biological process: modulation of chemical synaptic transmission; monoatomic ion transport; synaptic transmission, glutamatergic.